UUAUCUGUGGACACUGAAUUCAAAUGUGGAAAAGCUUUCUUUGGAGCUUCAACAUGUGCAGGAGGAGCUUAGUAUUGUCAAAAGAGAACGAGAUGAUCUAUCAGCCAAAAUCGAACAGUCGGUCCCCGAAACUCACCUCUCAGACGAGCUCCAGAAUCUUAAAAAUCAACUUGACGACGUGUUAACAGAAAGGAAUAGACUAAAGACACAAAUCGAAGAGCUGCAAAGCCGUCUGGUUGGAGUGGAAAACGAUAGAAAAGACUCCAGCGAUGCGUUAAUGGAGGCUAAAGUUCAGGUUGAGGAACUGAGUAGCAGAUUAUCCUUUCUGGAAGUCAAAAUGCACAAUGAUCAUGUCAACAAUGGCAAAGACAUAGCAAAACUCAGAAUGAGGCUCCGAGGAACGCAAGCACAGUUAGAUGGCUUCCGAUAUCGAUACAGAAAGGCCAUCAAUGAGUCGGACAUCAUGAAUCGGAACUUCGAGGAAGCUUCGGCGAACUUGAAGGAACGAUUAUCAUCAAAGGCAAUCGAGGUGCUCAAUCUGAAGAAGCAGCUUGCGGCUGUAGGGGCUAGACAAUGA
Molecule: messenger RNA, 577 nt
Organism: Hibiscus syriacus
Lineage: Eukaryota; Viridiplantae; Streptophyta; Magnoliopsida; Malvales; Malvaceae
Product: kinesin-like protein KIN-7O
Exons: 4
Coding region: 278-577 (99 amino acids)
Source: RefSeq, a predicted model, not a curated record